AUGGACAGCGCAGAAGCUCAGAUUUGCUGUUCCGUGGAUGAGAUGGUCGAUUCAAUCUCCUCUUCUGCCUUUUCUACAGAUGAGGAAACUAUAUCCAGCAUGGAUGGUUAUGAGGCGGACAAUGACAGCUGCCGCGCCAUCAACAGCAAUCUGGACGACAGCUUUGAGCUCGUCACCGAUCCCGAUGUAAAACAGAUGAACAGGGCGCACCGGCUAUUCACGCCGACUACUGAGUCCUUCUACAUGCUACACAGGGACGUGGCGAGUGAAGAAGAUGACGAUGCUGACGAUAAGGCUUCCUUUGACGAUGACGAGGAUGAUGAACUCGAGGACGAUGUCAAUGUGUGGGGCCUGUCAACCAUUCAGGAACAGUGUUGA
Purpureocillium takamizusanense is the source of this 378-nucleotide messenger RNA. RefSeq lists its product as uncharacterized. NCBI's taxonomy places the organism in Eukaryota, Fungi, Ascomycota, Sordariomycetes, Hypocreales, Ophiocordycipitaceae. The transcript has a single exon. The coding region runs from base 1 to 378 and encodes 125 amino acids. The record is from RefSeq and is a predicted model, not a curated record.